Molecule: messenger RNA, 1641 nt
Organism: Cyprinodon tularosa
Lineage: Eukaryota; Metazoa; Chordata; Actinopteri; Cyprinodontiformes; Cyprinodontidae
Gene: tph1a
Product: tryptophan hydroxylase 1 (tryptophan 5-monooxygenase) a
Exons: 11
Coding region: 108-1550 (480 amino acids)
Biological process (GO): aromatic amino acid metabolic process; serotonin biosynthetic process
Cellular component (GO): neuron projection
Molecular function (GO): tryptophan 5-monooxygenase activity; iron ion binding
Source: RefSeq, a predicted model, not a curated record
CUUCUCGGGGUUGAAGGACCCCCCCUUCAGAAGGAGGCGUAUGCUGAUUUAGCUGCUUAGUUCUAGAUAAUAAUAAAAAAGGCCUUUAUAAACUGGAGCACCUUAACAUGUACUCAAAUAAGGUGGAAGGGCCACGCAGAGGAAGAUCGUUUGACUCCAUGAACAUUGGCUUCGACGAAAAACUGUUCAACAAUGAGAUAAACAAGUCAACUUUCACUAAAAUAGAAGAAAACACAGAAAAGAAGAAUUCAUCAGAGAAAGGUAGAGCGACCAUCAUCUUCUCCCUCAAAAAUGAAGUGGGAGGACUUGUGAAGGCUCUCAAACUCUUCCAAGAAAACCAUGUCAACCUCAUACACAUUGAGUCCAGAAAAUCCAAAAGGCGCAACUCUGAGUUUGAAAUUUUUGUGGACUGCGACAGCAACCACGAACAACUGAACGAAAUUAUCCAUCUGCUUCGGAAGCAUGUGAAUGUGGUGGAUAUGGACCCUCCAGAUAACUCAUGUCUGCUCGAAGAAGACAUGUAUGAUGUACCCUGGUUCCCAAAGAAAAUUUCCGACUUGGACAAAUGUGCUAACCGUGUUCUGAUGUAUGGAUCUGACCUGGAUGCUGACCAUCCGGGUUUUAAGGACAAUGUCUACCGCAAAAGGAGAAAGUAUUUUGCAGAUCUUGCGAUGGCCUACAGACAUGGGGAUCCCAUCCCUCAUAUUGACUUCACAGAAGAGGAAGUGAAGACUUGGGGGGUCGUAUACAGGGAGCUUAACAAGCUUUAUCCCAGCCACGCCUGUCGGGAAUACUUAAAGAACCUGCCGCUGCUGUCCAAAUACUGUGAAUGUCGGGAAGACAACAUCCCUCAGCUGGAGGAUGUUUCACGCUUCCUCAAAGAGCGAACUGGAUUCACCAUCAGACCCGUGGCGGGUUAUCUGUCUCCACGGGAUUUUCUCGCUGGUUUGGCCUUCCGGGUUUUCCACUGUACUCAAUAUGUGCGACACAGCUCGGAUCCCUUAUACACCCCUGAGCCGGACACGUGCCAUGAGCUCCUGGGACACGUUCCGCUGUUAGCAGAGCCCAGCUUCGCCCAGUUUUCUCAGGAGAUUGGUCUCGCUUCUCUCGGAGCCUCGGAUGAUUCUGUUCAGAAACUGGCCACAUGCUACUUCUUUACAGUGGAGUUUGGCCUAUGCAAACAAGAAGGGCAGCUGCGUGCAUAUGGAGCUGGCCUGCUGUCAUCCAUCAGUGAGCUGAAGCACGCACUGUCUGGAAAUGCAAGGAUAAUGCCUUUUGAUCCCAAAGUUACAUGCAAGCAGGAAUGCAUCAUCACAACAUUUCAAGAUGUCUACUUCGUGUCAGACAGUUUUGAGGAAGCCAAAGUCAAGAUGAGGGAGUUUGCGAAGACCAUCAAACGUCCCUUCACAGUUCGAUACAACCCCUACACCCAGAGCGUAGACGUCCUCAAAGACACUCCCAGCAUCAAUAGCGUGGUGGAGGAGCUCCGACAUGAGCUGGACAUCGUGGGAGAUGCUCUCUGCAGGCUCAACAAGCAACUGGGUGUUUGACUGAACAGCUGAAGUACCAUGUGACCCCCCAACGCUGCUGUAGCCAUGUCUGCUUGUGCUUUUGUCACUAAAAUGAAUGUGCAUCACUUUA